Molecule: messenger RNA, 1051 nt
Organism: Brassica rapa (field mustard)
Lineage: Eukaryota; Viridiplantae; Streptophyta; Magnoliopsida; Brassicales; Brassicaceae
Product: protein ABA DEFICIENT 4, chloroplastic
Source: RefSeq, a predicted model, not a curated record
AGUGACGUAAAGGCUUUCUUCUUCUUUCCCUUUUUUUAGUCACUGGAAAAACUCUUUUAAGAUUUGUUUUAUUUACCCAUAAUAAAAUGCAUUACAGUUCGGUGUAGAAGCUAAAUGAAGGUCCAGUUUCUGUCAAAGAGUUCGUGAAUCGAAUCGGAGAUGGCUUUUUCUCAGCCUUUGUCUUCUUCGUCUCUCUCGAUGAUGAAUCGGAGCUUUGUAGCUAAGAGCUCGGUGUCAGCAAGUCUUUCUCUCAACAAGUCUUUAAAGAUUCGAUUCCAUAAUCGUUGGAGCUUCAACGGAGGAUCAAGAAUCGUUCUUUUCCCAUCCAAUUCGUCCUCCCUUGUUCACAAGAAACGCUCCUGCGUACGAGCUUCAUGGAUGGCUACGUCUCAGAUCGCAAGCAGUGUAUUUGCUGUCGGAACAACCGCGGUUCUUCCUUUUUACACUCUGAUGGUUGUAGCUCCUAAAGCUGAAAUUACCAAGAAGUGUAUGGAGAGUAGCAUACCGUAUGUCGUCUUAGGCGUAUUAUACGCGUAUUUGUUGUACCUUUCUUGGACACCCGAAACGCUCAAAUACAUGUUUUCCAGUAAAUACUUGUUGCCAGAGUUGUCUGGAAUAGCGAAAAUGUUUUCAAGUGAAAUGACUCUUGCUUCUGCUUGGAUUCAUCUUCUUGUUAUUGAUCUUUUUGCUGCUAGACAAGUUUUUAAUGAUGGCUUGGAGAAUAAGAUCGAGACGAGGCACUCGGUUUCACUUUGCCUUCUCUUCUGCCCGGUUGGAAUCGUUUCUCAUGUGGUAACCAAAGCUUUGACCAACAGUUCUACAUCCAAUACCAACAACCAGUGCAAGUAAACUGAUCAUCUUGGUUGGUCUCUCAUCAUUGUCUUUCUUAACUGCUUAUAAAGAUUUUUGUUUGAGAGAGUUCGUUUUGCUUUAGCUUCGGUUAAGUUACAACAGAACGAGUUUGUUGUGGAUUUAGUUCUUGACAACAUCAAAUAAGACCAAACAAUUUGAGAUAAUGUUCUUACUAUUUGGUAGCCAGAUCAGUCACAGA